UGCAUGUAUGUGUGUAUCUGUCCGCAGAUUAAUACUACUGGACCCAUCAGCCUGACAUUUUUUGUUUUCAGUUAUGACUGUAUGCUGAAGGACCUCUCGUGGUUUGUGGUGAUUCCCAAUUUUUGGAAAAUCUAUUUAAUUUACUCCUCACUCCUCUUUGCUAUCCAGAAGGGGUCGCAAGUGAUCAAUGACUGCUUCAGUUUGGAAUCUUUCUGUUAGGAACACUGUACGUGGUGGUGAUGUUAGUGUUGGCCGAUUCUUAUGUUGGCAUUUUCACUUUCACAGUUUACGCUGUUGCUGAUGUUUUGGAAUUGUUCCUCUCCAGAUUUGCAUGCCAAGACAUGCAAACAAAUGGGAUUCUGCACCUGCAAGGAUGGGGAGGAAAAGUACCUUGUGUUCUGAGAACUGCAUGUAUAUAAUACGGACUAAAAAGACAUAAUUCCAGAAACUACAAUGUGAGAGGAUCUCUGCGCCUCGUGCUGCCUGAAGCUCUUAGGUGGAUGGACAGGAGAUGAAAUAGAGGGAGACAGGAGACAGAUGGGGAGAGGUGAUGCAGCUCGAAGUGAAGACUUGAAGACUUGUAAUGACAGUGAUGAGAAACGUCAGUGUGCAGACAGAGGCGACGGAGGACACACAGAAGCUCUACUCUGCUUUAGGCUGGUUGUGAAGCAUCUGUUCUUUGGAGAAUAAGGAGGAAGAUGGCAUUAAUGUACAGAUCAACCUCUCUGGAAAACAAGGAAUUAAUGGCCCUGUAUGGAGGGGAAAGAGACCAUUACUUUGACAGAGAUGAGGACUUCACCAGUGAGGAGUAUGAUCUGGAGUGCAGCCAGGAGGAAAGAGGUGGCAGGAGCGUUCGCAGGUCUCUGUCCCUUGAAAUCUACGGCUUGCAGAGAGAGCAGCAUGUUUACUUCUCCAACCAGGAGUACUACAGGAGGCUGGAGGAGCUAAAGAGCGCUCACCUAAGGAACAUGGCCGAGCUGGAGAGGAUGUACAUCAGCCAGGGCAGAGAGAGGCAUGGAGAGGAAUGUGAUGAAGGCCUGGGAAGAGGAGAAAACAGAGAGGCCAGACUGUCAAUCAGUAGUGGCCCUGCCAGGAAACUUCAGAGGAUCAAUUCCCAGGAGGAGCUGGACUUUCAUGACACAUCAAGCGGUUCUGACCAAUCAGAGCUCUAUGGAGUUGACAGCCUGGGGGAACUGGAACUGGACAAUCCAAGAGAAACUGGCCAGGAGCAAACCUUUGGGAGAGACAUCCUGCUGAGCCCAGAAGAAAUGACGACCCAGAAGCAGUUUCGAUUUCAGCCCAAGGCCUCUUAUCUGAAACCGCAGGGAAGACUGUCCCGUCAAACUGGAGUCAGGGUCAGGCCAAACUCCAAGGUGACCGUGCCCAAACCGUUUCAGAUGAUGCUAAGAGAGGAGGAGAGGAAGAGGCACAAGGUGCGAACGCGCUCUGAGAUUGAGCUGGAGAACACGUUGCUGAGACAGGAGCUGGAGGAACUCCAAGAAUGCCAGAAAAAGUUCCGGGCAUCACCAGCACCUGCACACAUACACCUGCCUCUCUAUGAAAUUAUCAGCCGUCGCUGCGGUCAGAAAUCAAACCGAAGCAGAAGUAACAGUAAUAAUUGUAACACCAAAAGAAACCAGGCCUCUGCGACUGAUUCACCACAGCCUUUCCAUUUCCUGGAGAGAGAGAGGAGGAAGAGGGAGGCGAAGAUUGUGGCAGAACUGGGGAAGAUGGGAUUGAAAGAGGAACGACAGGCCUUUAAGGCUAAGCCUAUGCCCAGCUCGGUGUACGGCAACAGACACAGAGCAGACACCAAGACUGGAGGCCGUCGCAAGUUUCUUUCCAUCUACACCCAGGAGAGGGAGGCCACGGAGGGCCAAAGUGAUCCAAACUCCGACCUGGAGCCAGAUGUCCUCUAUACCAAGUGUGAUGCCUCUCUUGACCCCUGUAGGCUUCAGAGAUGUCCCUCCUCCAAGCCAGUGAAGAAGCAGAUAGAGCUGUCGAUUGAGAUGGUGAAAGAGAGGGAGUGGUCCCACACUGAGCCGCUCAAAGCCACCAACUGCAGCAUCUCAACUCAGCCAGCCAGGUGGCUCGGAGCCUCCGCUCUCUAACAAGAGUGACUACAUCAGAGAGACAGUGUUCAUAAAUCCAAGAAACACAGCAUCUGUUAUAGAUUACUUUAAUUCCGCAGCUAAACAGUUCAAGUUUGGGAUAUUUUGUACAGUAAUACUUUAUCAAACAGCAGAACAUGAUUUAACAAAAGUGGUUUAAAUGUUGUAUGUCCUGUAGCUAACUAUGUGUAGUUUUCAUAAUGUUUUUUUUUCAUUAUUUUUUGCUCAAAAAGCUCUUCAUAAUUUGACUCUUAUUCACACACACACACACACAGAUUGCAUAAUUUUUGUAAAAUAAAUUACAUUCACUGUUUCUGACCAAAAUAUAUUAAUUAAAGUGUUGAAUGCAUUUCCUUCAUCAUAAAAUAUUUGUAAAGGUGAUUCUUGGAAGAAUUUGAAACCCAUAUUGUCAACAAAGGUGGCGACUGGAACAUAUCUUGGGACACCGCUGCUACUAGCUGAUACUGAUAUGAAGCAAUCAUAAGCAAUGAGAUGGUUGUUCUCUCU
This is a messenger RNA of Dicentrarchus labrax (European seabass), 2618 nucleotides long. RefSeq names its product protein FAM161A-like. Gene Ontology annotation, cellular component: cilium. NCBI's taxonomy places the organism in Eukaryota, Metazoa, Chordata, Actinopteri, Moronidae. Gene Ontology annotation, biological process: cilium organization. The transcript has 7 exons. The record is from RefSeq and is a predicted model, not a curated record. Bases 699 to 2111 code for a protein of 470 amino acids.